AUGACUACGAGAAUACAAUUCAUGUCAGACCUUCACUUGGAGCGUAUCAAUUACAAUUACGAUAUACCUUGUGCUGCCUCCCAUCUGGCCUUGGCUGGAGAUAUUGGACGCUUCUGCGACUACGACGAAUAUGCCGCUUUCCUGAAGAUUCAAUGCCAAACAUUUGAUCAGGUACUUUUGGUAGCAGGGAACAACGAGUUCUACGGCUCCUCACGACAAGAGGCUCUGGAUGCAGCGAACAGACUAGUGCAGGAUCCGAUUUUGCAAGGCAAGCUGGUGUUUCUGAAUCGAACUCGAAUCGACCUUGCAGGAUCCAACAUUACCGUUUUAGGGUGCACGCUACACUCACAUAUUGCGUCUGACUGUACUCAGCUGAACAAGGAUUUCACAAGCAUCAGGAACUGGAAUAUUGAAGACCAUAACAGAGAGCAUGAGCUAGAUGUCGAAUGGUUGUGUUCGUCUCUCCAGCACAUUGCCGAUACGGACUCUCAAAAGCAAGUCAUCAUAAUCAUUCACCACGCCCCGUCGUUCAAAGACACGUGUCAUCCUAUGCAUGAAAACAACGCCGUGAGUCAGUGUUUCUGCAGUAAUACAUUGGACGCUUUCAGAACAUGGAAAGGUCACGAGCAAGUAAGCAAUUGGAUAUUCGGCCAUACGCAUUGGAAUGCUCGUUUCAUGCGCGGAAACACAAUAGUGCAAAGCAACUGCCUUCCUAACCAACCUCGCAAUCUCAGUUGGUGGAGAAGGUUCACCAUGUACAGGCCGUUCGAUCUACGAGCAGUCAUAGACACUCCUGCACGGUAUUGGAGCAAUUAG
Aureobasidium melanogenum CBS 110374 is the source of this 816-nucleotide messenger RNA. RefSeq lists its product as uncharacterized. The record is from RefSeq and is a predicted model, not a curated record. Lineage: Eukaryota; Fungi; Ascomycota; Dothideomycetes; Dothideales; Saccotheciaceae. Gene Ontology annotation, molecular function: hydrolase activity. The coding region runs from base 1 to 816 and encodes 271 amino acids. The transcript has a single exon.